This is a messenger RNA of Leptonychotes weddellii (Weddell seal), 669 nucleotides long. The record is from RefSeq and is a predicted model, not a curated record. Lineage: Eukaryota; Metazoa; Chordata; Mammalia; Carnivora; Phocidae.
AGAUCCAAGAUGGCGGCCAGCAGGAGGCUGAUGAAGGAGCUUGAAGAAAUCCACAAAUGUGGAAUGAAAGACUUCCCUAACAUCCAGGUUGAUGAAGCUAAUUUAUUGACUUGGCAAGGGCUUAUUGUUCCUGACAACCCUCCAUUUGAUAAGGGGGCCUUCAGAAUUGAAAUCAACUUUCCAGUAGAGUACCCAUUUAAACCACCGAAGAUCACAUUUAAAACAAAGAUCUAUCACCCGAACAUCAAUGAGAGGCAGGUCUGUCUGCCAGUAAUUAGUGCUGAAAACUGGAAGCCAGCAACCAAAACCGACCAAGUAAUCCAGUCCCUCACAGCACUGGUGAACGACCCCCAGCCUGAGCACCCACUUCGGGCUGACCUAUCUGAAGAAUACUCUAAGGACCGUAAAAAAUUCUGUAAGAACACUGAAGAGUUUACAAAGAAAUACGGGGAGAAGCGACCUGUGGACUAAACUCUGCCGCGACCGAUCCCAGCGAGUGUGAGCAGAGACCCCGAGCAACGCAUUCAGACACCCCGCAAAGCAGGACCCUGUGGAAAAUUGACACGUGCUGCCGCCUGGCAUUUGCCUGUGGCAGUUACUAACUUUGUACAGUUUUCUUAAUCAAAAGUGGUCUAGGUAACCUGUAAAGAAAGGAUUAAAAAUUUAAGA